This is a messenger RNA of Sphenostylis stenocarpa, 1167 nucleotides long. The record is from the annotation of a GenBank genome assembly. Lineage: Eukaryota; Viridiplantae; Streptophyta; Magnoliopsida; Fabales; Fabaceae.
AUGGAAGGCGGCGAACAGGUUCCCCCUUCGGCCACCGCCGCCGUCGUUAAUCCCACCACCUCGCCUCCUCCUCUCGUCGAUCCCGUCGGUGGUCCCGAUCUCGCCGUUGCGGAAACUGAAAUUCAUGCGCUGGUUUCUGACGAAGAGCACGGUCACGAGCAUGACCAUGACCACGAGCACGAGGACGAGCAUGACCAUGACCACCACCUAGAGGACCGCGAUCACGCCGCUGUGCCCGCUGUCUCCUUGGAGGAUCUCAAGCUCAAGAUCAUUAAGCAGGUGGAGUAUUACUUCAGCGAUGAAAACCUGCCAAAUGAUAAGUAUCUGUUGGGUUUUGUCAAGCGGAACAAGGAGGGGUUUGUUCCUGUAUCAGUAAUUGCUUCUUUUAGGAAAAUAAAGAAGCUCACUCGAGAUCAUGCAUUUAUUGUUGCUGCUCUGAAGGAGUCUUCACUGCUUGUUGUCAGUGGUGAUGGGAAACGGGUCAAGAGGCUUAUUCCUCUUCGUUUCAGUGAAUCUAGAGAUCAUAAGUUAUAUACUGUUUUGGUAGAGAAUUUGCCAGAGGAUCAUUCAAAGAAGAACAUUCAACGAAUAUUCCAUGAAGCUGGAAAUAUAAAGAGGAUAACAAUUCAUGACCCGCAUUCUACUUCAGAGUCCACAAAACAUCUCAAGCAAGAAAUAUUAAUCAGUAAUAAGUUACAUGCUCUUGUGGAAUAUGAGACUAUUGAGGCCGCUGAGAAAGCUGUGGUUUUGUUAAAUAAUGAACAAGACUGGAGAAAUGGGAUGCAUGUUAAACUUCUCAAGCGUAUGGGAAAGUAUGGACACAAAAAACAAGUUUGGAAAGGAUCUAAUUCUGAGAAGAAUAGCUCAAGCCAUGUAUCUGAAGAAAUAGGAGAUGAGGAAAAUCAUGGUUCAAAUGAGCAUCAAGAAGAUACACACGAGGAAGAGGAUGGGGAGCAUCUGUCAAAGGAUAAAGGUGGGCAGAGGUAUAAAAAUCAAGGAAGAUCAAGAAAACAUAAACAUCGUGCUGGAAAUGGAAUGGGUCAUGGAAAUACACCAUCAAGUAAUGCUGCCGAAGUAUCUAAGCCACCUCCUGGACCAAGAAUGCCAGAUGGAACAAGGGGCUUCGCAAUUGGACGAGGUCGGCCUCGUGUCCCUGCUUCGAAUUAG